AUGUCGAAGGACACCAUCCAGCGCACGAUUCUUACGGAGCCUCAGGAUUGGGAUAAGUGGCUAAAGGAGCUUCGGGCCCGUGUGGACAAGACCAUCCACAAGCUCAUCUUCGAACAUGACAAGACCCCCCUUGAACUACCUGAACGCCCCGAAUUCAGUGAUUUCAACGCUGAGGCUGAAAGAUUUGCUGAUCUGAAUGCAGGCCAGCAGAAGGCUUAUUCUGAAGCAUCGAGGGACUACGAAGGUCGCCGAAAGGAAUACCUCUACGAGACGAGGCUCGUCACAGCAGCCCGUACGACGAUUACGGAGACGAUUAGCAAAGCGAAGUUGACCUCCCUUCACGACGACGAGACUCUUCGGGAGUGGUUUGUAAAGCUCGAGGCCUCGACAGCCCCAACGAGGGGCUAUAUGAUGGAACGUAUCCGAGCCCAGUAUACGAUCCAUCUUCGAGCUUUUCCGACGAAGAAUAUCUCUACCUGGCUCGCUAGAUGGGAGGAAAUCAUGGGAGAAGCUGAACAGUACUUCCUCGUGGAGGCUGUGACCGGCCAAUGGCUGCGAGACAUAGCUAGCCUGAUUAAGCCCCUUUCCGACGGCUUCUCGGCUAUAUUUAUCCGCGGAAGCAAAAGGCUAGACGAAGAAGCCGCUGCCAUCCAGUUCAAGAUCUACCAAAAGAAAGAUGGACCUACCAGGAAGCAGCUCGCCAGAGGAGCCGGCUUUCAGCUUGUGGUCUUGACAGCCAUGAACUUGAGGGCUGUGCAAGAAAGCCCAGAAAGCUAUCAGGACAACCCCGACCUACGGAAGAAGGUCGAGGAGAUCCGCGAAAUCCAGAAAGAUGGGAAAUAG
Hirsutella rhossiliensis is the source of this 843-nucleotide messenger RNA. RefSeq lists its product as uncharacterized. The record is from RefSeq and is a predicted model, not a curated record. Bases 1 to 843 code for a protein of 280 amino acids. The transcript is spliced from 5 exons. Lineage: Eukaryota; Fungi; Ascomycota; Sordariomycetes; Hypocreales; Ophiocordycipitaceae.